AUGGAAUUCGACGGCCGCCUUCUUCACUGCCCGGCGAAUCUCCUGCCCCUCUCGCCGGUCACCUUCUUGAAGCGGGCCGCUGCCCUCUACGGCGGCCGGACCUCCAUCAUCUACGGCACUCGCGCCUUCACUUGGGCCGACACUUACUGUCGCUGUCUCAAGCUUGCUUCCGCUUUGGUUCAUCACUUCCACGUCUCUCCCGGUGAUUUGGUUGCAGCGAUGGCGCCCAAUAUCCCAGAGAUAUACGAGCUUCACUAUGCAGUUCCAAUGGCCGGAGCCAUCAUUUCUCCUCUCAACACAAAGCUGGACUCCGCCACUUUAGCAUUACUCCUCCAUCAACUACGCCCCAAAAUCAUCUUCGUCGACUCCCAAUUUCUUCCUAUCCUCCUCCAAUCCCUCUCCCAAAAUAAUGCAAAUUCCAUCAAACCCGCCGCCGUCGUCAUCGUCAUCCCCACCGGCCCACCCGAAGUUCCAACCUAUGACGGAGUUCUUGCCAUGGGAUCCGAC
Momordica charantia (bitter melon) is the source of this 507-nucleotide messenger RNA. RefSeq names its product AMP-dependent synthetase and ligase family protein. Lineage: Eukaryota; Viridiplantae; Streptophyta; Magnoliopsida; Cucurbitales; Cucurbitaceae. The record is from RefSeq and is a predicted model, not a curated record.